Cucurbita maxima (winter squash) is the source of this 1678-nucleotide messenger RNA. RefSeq names its product pre-mRNA-splicing factor cwc-21-like. NCBI's taxonomy places the organism in Eukaryota, Viridiplantae, Streptophyta, Magnoliopsida, Cucurbitales, Cucurbitaceae. The record is from RefSeq and is a predicted model, not a curated record. The coding region runs from base 418 to 1665 and encodes 415 amino acids. The transcript is spliced from 3 exons.
UCUCCCACCCCUUGGCCCUUCUAAUCGAAACUGUAGCAAAGGAAACCAGACAGGACCGACCAUCUGAACACGACCUGAGUCGGUUCCCAGUACCAAAUCGACUUACGAUUUUCAGGGUUUAGAGGCUUCGUCGUUUCGUUCGAUCCUGAUUUCUUCCAUCAUAUGUAGAAUGGGAGAGGACAGACGAUAAGCACUCGAAACACCUGGUAACACUAAUAUCCGUUUUUUGUUAUUGGAUAUUUUUGAAUCUUGAUAUCGCCUGUUCUUCCGUCAGCAGUACGUAUUUGUAUCUUAAUUAUCGAUAAGAUUCUGUUCAAGAUUUUGAAAUAAAAUCACUGAAUUCGACCUUGAAAAUCCUUUUCCUCCUGUUGAUCUUGAUUCGGGUUGAAUCCCUUGGUAGAUUGGUGAAGCAGGGAAAUGUAUAACGGUAUUGGAUUACAGACGCCGAGAGGCUCUGGCACUAAUGGCCACAUUCAGACGAACAAGUUCUUCGUGAGGCCGAAGACUGGAAAGGUUUCUGAAAACACCAGAGGAUUCGAAGAAGAUCAGGGCACUGCCGGUGUUUCCAAGAAACCUAAUAAAGACAUUCUCGAACACGAUCGCAAGCGUCAGAUUGAUCUCAAGCGUCAGAUUGAUCUCAAGCUUGCCAUACUUGAGGACAAUCUCAUUGAUCAAGGUUAUACGGCCGAUGAAAUUUCUGAAAAGUUGAAGGAGGAGGUUCGCAAGAAUCUGGAGGAGGCUUCAGGUUCUAAGGAAAAACAUGGGCCUUCUGCCAUCGUAAUUGCAGAUAAGAGGGUAUCAGUGACACAGACUCACCAAAUUGCUGCGAGAAAGGAGGAGCAGAUGAAAACAUUGAGAUCUGCUCUUGGGUUGGGUUCUCCGGACGAUUCGGAAAAGCUCAAGGAAGGGAUUUCUGAUUCAUCUAGAAGUGGAAGAGAGGGUCAAGAUGCUGAUACUAAGCGUCCUGAGAAGACGGAACAUUCUUUUUUGGACAGAGAAUUGAACUGGAAAAAGCAUGCCGUUGAUGACGAUCAGAAUGACGAUGAAGAUGACAAAAAAACGGUUUCGAAAGAGUUGAAAGAUCAUCAGAAGGAUAGAAAACGAAGGGCUAAGGAUGGUUCUUCUGAUACUGAUUCUGGUGGAGAGCGUAAGGGAACCAAGAAGAACUCGAGAGAUAAUAGAAGGAAUGAUUCUGAAAGUGACCUUGACAGAGAUGUUGACAAGAAGUACACCGCCUCAAGAAAGACGAAAAAUAAAAGGCAUGAUAGUGAUGAUUCUUUCGAUGCUGAUUCCGGUGGAGAACGCAAGGGAACCAGGAAGCACCCGAGAAAAAACCGAAGAUAUAAUCCCAAAGGUGACCAGGACAGUGAUGCUGACCAGAAACAUAUCACUUUAAGGAAGCAUAAGAAAAACAGAAAGCACGGUAGUGAUGAUUCUUCCGGUACUGAUUCCAGUGGAGAGCACGAGGAAACCCGGAUGAACAGGAGAUAUACUCGAAGAGAUGAUCGUGAAAGUGAUUUCUACGGUGAUGUUGAGAAGAAAUCCACCACCUCAAAGAAGCAGGAGAAAAACAGAAGGCAGUCUCGACGCGGCAGUAGGACUGAUGAAGAUAUUGAAGAGAGAAAAAGGCAGAGCAGAUAUGAGGAGCAUAGAGGGAGAAGGUAACGCGAAAGAUGGU